GUUUAAAAACUAAACCGCGUAGAGGAGAGAAGCCACCGGAGUUACGUUACCGACCAACAAUUCUUUGUUUUCUUCUUUAAAUACACCGUAAACACAUCAGGAUAAUGAUGGAGUCUUGUUUGGGGGGGAUCCCGGAGAGAGUCGGGCCGGUGGUGGUGGACGACAUCAGGAGAGAUCUGCUGGGGGAAUUUGAUGCUCUACCUGCACAGGACAACGUUCAGUCGGAGAACCUGCAGGUGUUUCUGAGGGUUCGGCCAUUCACCGCAGCAGAGAGUGACAACAGAGAAUCACAGGAUUGUGUGACCAUCGAGGGGCCGGACACUGUGGUCCUGAAGGCUCCCAGGAGCUGUCAAUCAAACCGACAGAGCGACAAGUCCCUCCCCCAAACGGCUCAGAGGUUCACCUUCACACAGGUGUUCGAGCCCGAGGCCAGUCAGAGGAAGGUGUUUGACGGGUCGGUUCGUGAUCUGGUCCGAGACGUUCUGGGAGGAGGAAACUGUCUGGUGUUCACCUACGGAGUCACCAACGCUGGAAAAACCUUCACUUUCCUCGGUCCGGACCACGAUUCGGGUCUGUUGCCGCGGUCGCUGUCGUUGAUCUUUAACAGCAUCGAAGGCCGCUUCAGUACCGGCUGUGCGGCCAGUACAGAGCGCCCGAUCUGGCGAUACAGGAACAUCCGCAGCGCUGCCGAGACUUCAGCCGGCUGA
This is a messenger RNA of Perca flavescens (yellow perch), 707 nucleotides long. Its product is annotated as kinesin-like protein KIF20A. The record is from RefSeq and is a predicted model, not a curated record. The transcript is spliced from 6 exons. Gene Ontology annotation, molecular function: plus-end-directed microtubule motor activity; ATP binding; microtubule binding. Gene Ontology annotation, biological process: mitotic spindle assembly; spindle elongation; microtubule-based movement. Lineage: Eukaryota; Metazoa; Chordata; Actinopteri; Perciformes; Percidae. Gene Ontology annotation, cellular component: spindle microtubule; nucleus; mitotic spindle. The coding region runs from base 105 to 707 and encodes 200 amino acids.